Ostreococcus tauri is the source of this 2964-nucleotide messenger RNA. RefSeq names its product Ribonuclease II/R. NCBI's taxonomy places the organism in Eukaryota, Viridiplantae, Chlorophyta, Mamiellophyceae, Mamiellales, Bathycoccaceae. The transcript has a single exon. The coding region runs from base 1 to 2964 and encodes 987 amino acids. The record is from RefSeq and is a predicted model, not a curated record. Gene Ontology annotation, biological process: rRNA catabolic process. Gene Ontology annotation, cellular component: cytoplasmic exosome (RNase complex); nuclear exosome (RNase complex). Gene Ontology annotation, molecular function: RNA binding; 3'-5'-RNA exonuclease activity; endonuclease activity.
AUGGCCAUCGCGCGCGUCGCGGCGUCGCGCGAGACGAUGCGACGGGCGAGCGACGGGCGGGUGAUCGGUGGACGCCUCGCCCGAGGCGUGCGCGCGGUGCGUCGAGAGCGGUACGUGCGAGACGACGUGUACGUGGGGUAUCACCACGAGGACGUGGAGGCGACCCAUCGAGGACCGGCCGGGGAGAGACGAUGGGACGUCCUGCGACCGCGACGUGGGGCGGACGGCGCGCGACGGAUCGCGCUGAUCGAUUCGAACGUCGCGUUGCAUCAGCUCGACGCGCUCGCGGACGGACGCGUGCGAGACGUGGUGAUUUGCGCGACGGUGAUGGAGGAGACGCGGGCGCGGAGUCGGUCGAGUUACGAGAGAUUGCGAGAGAUGUGUCGAGACGUGGAGAAACGGUUUUACGUCUUUAGUAAUGAACAUCACGGCGAAACGUACGUUGAAGACGUCGCGGGGGAGUCGGCGAACGAUCGGAACGAUAGAGCGAUUCGCGCGGCGGCGGCGUUUUAUCGCAGAGCGAUACCGGUGUCCGCGUGCGAACGCGUGACGCUGGUGACGAAUGAUCGAGCGAACGCGAGAAAAGCGCGCGAGGAGGGGAUCGAUGUCAUGAACGUGUUGGAUUGGAUGCGAACGAUCAGCGACGAGGCGAGUUUGACCGAUCUGGUCGUCCCGGGUGGAGGCGCGGAGAUUCCGGAUGAGCGCGAGUCGAAGCGCGCGCGCGCCGCGGGUUCGUCGAGCGCGCCCAAGUUUGACGAACAUCUCGACGCGGGUUCCAUCAAAGAGGGAUUGGCCAAGGGUGAAUUGGUCAAAGGAUUAAUUCGCACGUCGCUAUACAACCCGUUUGAAGCACACGUGACGAAUGAGGAAACGGGUGAGAGCGUAUUUUUGAGCGGCAGAGCGGCGAUGAAUAGAGCCUUCGAUGGCGACUCAGUCGCUAUCGAGAUCUUACCAGAGUCUGAAUGGCUUCGACCGGGAUCAAAGAUUGUUACGAGCGAUAUCGAGGACGACGCCGCGGCUACGACGUCUACGGAUGACGAAAGCGGCGGCUUAGCGCCAGAGACAGCCGAGGAGACGGACAUCGUCGGCGCCGUCGCGACCGGCGCGAAAUCGGGCGUCGUCCCCACGGGGAAGGUCGUCGGGAUAAUUCGUCGCAACUGGCGUGAAAGGGGUUAUGCCGCUUCAAUCGAUAUGGGGAAAGACGGAAAGGGGCCGAAAGCUACUGGGGCUGGGUUUACGACGCGCGUGCUUUGCGUACCGAGCGAUCGCCGGUUUCCAAAGAUUCGCAUUCAGACGAGACAGCUGGAGGGCUUGCUCGACCAGCGCAUUGUCGUCGUCGUUGACGAUUGGCCCGCCGAUAGCGCGUAUCCUGAGGGGCACUACGUUAAGUCACUCGGCGUCAUAGGCACGGUUGACGCGGAGACGCAGGCGUUACUACUUGAGAAUGACGUCGACGAUCGACCAUUCGCUCCGGCAGUGUUCGCGUGCGUACCGGCGUUACCGUGGAGAGUGACAGAGCAUCACCUCGCGGAACCUGGAAGAGAAGAUCUGCGAGAUUUACUCGUGUGUAGCGUCGAUCCUCCGGGGUGUAAAGAUAUUGAUGACGCGCUGAGCGCCAGGGAGCUCGAUGAUGAGCGCAUCGAACUUGGAGUGCACAUCGCCGACGUCACAUCCUUCCUUCAUCCCAACACCGCGAUGGACGAAGAGGCAGCGCGUCGUGGUACGACGACAUAUUUAGUGCAGCGACGAUUGGACAUGCUUCCUGGAGCGCUGACGACGGAUAUCUGCUCCUUGGUCGGUGGAGAAGAGCGCUUGGCGUUUUCAGCGUUCUGGAUCGUAAACAAGUCGACGAUGCUGCCAGACGAGACUAUCAAACCUCGAUUCACGAAGAGUGUCAUCAAAAGUGCUGCGGCGUUGACGUACGAACAGGCACAGUUACGCAUAGACGAUGCGACAUUGAACGACGAUCUGACUCUCAGUCUGCGGAGGCUUCGAGAUAUCGCGCGGCGGUUGCGCAAACGUCGCAUGGAGAACGGUGCGCUCACGUUGGCUUCUCCCGAAGUAAAAUUCGAGAUGGAUCAGCAGUCAAGCGACCCUCUCGACGUUGGUAUGUAUGUCACGCGCGAGACGAAUCAAAUGGUCGAAGAAAUGAUGUUGUUAGCCAACGUCAGCACCGCCGAGCGCAUCUUGGAGGCGUAUCCCGCUGCGGCCAUGUUGAGACGCCACCCGAUUCCAGAACAAAAAAUGUUUGAGCCUCUGCUUAAAACGGCUAAGGCGUGCGGGAUCGACAUCGAUCCCUCCACCAAUCGCUCGCUCGCCGCAACUCUUGACGCGGCUGUUCGUCCGGGAGAUUCGUACUUCAACACACUGUUGCGCUUACAAGCCACUCGAUGCAUGUCUCAAGCCGUGUACUGUAGCUCGGGUCAGUACGCCGGGCCGGAGCGGAUGCACUAUGGGUUAGCCAUGCCCCUGUACACGCACUUCACGUCACCGAUUCGACGCUAUGCCGAUGUCAUCGUCCACCGCCUCCUUAGCGCAGCGAUCGGACUGUGUCCGCGUCACGAGUCGCUAGAGAGCUCGGACCACGUGAAAGCCAUCGCAGACGUGUGCAAUAUUCGCCAUCGGAACUCCCAGCACGCGGGACGUGCGUCUGUCGAGCUUCACACGCUGGUUUUCUUCAGAAAACGUAAGAUCGUUGUCGAUGCGCGCGUUUUCAAAGUGCGUGCGAACGGUCUCAUCGUCUUCGUGCCAAAGUUUGGCAUUGAAGGUCCUGUGCUGUUCCACGAGGAGAAGAACGAUGCCGUACUAGAUGAAGACGCGAUGACCGUGACGAGUGGCGGAAAAACUUGGAAAAUAUUCGACCAAGUCACUGUCCAGGUCGAGGUGGAACAGUUACCGGCGCAUCGCAGUCGUCUUCUCAUCACCGUCGUCCCCGAUGAUACGCCUCGAGGAGAGGCACAGUAG